Messenger RNA from Manacus vitellinus (golden-collared manakin), 1539 nucleotides. RefSeq names its product WD repeat domain 12 (gene WDR12). Gene Ontology annotation, molecular function: protein binding. Lineage: Eukaryota; Metazoa; Chordata; Aves; Passeriformes; Pipridae. Gene Ontology annotation, cellular component: PeBoW complex; preribosome, large subunit precursor. The coding region runs from base 91 to 1155 and encodes 354 amino acids. The transcript is spliced from 12 exons. The record is from RefSeq and is a predicted model, not a curated record. Gene Ontology annotation, biological process: maturation of LSU-rRNA from tricistronic rRNA transcript (SSU-rRNA, 5.8S rRNA, LSU-rRNA); maturation of 5.8S rRNA from tricistronic rRNA transcript (SSU-rRNA, 5.8S rRNA, LSU-rRNA).
GCUGCUGGGCCAGCGCACGAGGAUCACAAAUAUGUGGAAUUUGAUUUCCUUAUCAAUGGCCAGUUCUUGCGAGUGCCGCUGGUCACACACAUGGAAAUGGAAAAUAUCUCCACGGAAGAAGUGGUGGAAAUAGAGUAUGUGGAGAAAUAUAUGGCCCCUCAGCCAGAAGAAUGCAUCUUCCACGAUGACUGGAUCAGUUCUGUUCAAGGCACUGAAGAAUGGAUAUUAACUGGCUGCUACGAUCAGACUGCUCGAGUCUGGUCUUUGGAAGGAAAAUCCAUCAUGACAAUAGCUGGGCAUACAGAAGUAGUGAAGGAUGUGGCCUGGGUGAAACAAGACAGUUUAUCGUGCCUGUUACUCAGUGCUUCUAUGGACCAAACUGUCCUGCUGUGGGAGUGGAACGUGGAGAAAAACAAAGUGAAAGCCCUUCACUGCUGCAGGGGACAUGCUGGGAGUGUAGACUCCAUAGCUGUGGACUGUACGAAAACCAAAUUCUGCAGUGGAUCCUGGGAUAAGAUGUUAAAGAUCUGGUCUGCAGUACCUACAGAUGAAGAGGAUGAAAUGGAAGAAGCAGCAAACAGACCACGGAAGAAGCAGAAAACUGAACAGUUGGGACUAACGAGGACUCCCCUGGCAACCCUCUCUGGCCACACAGAAGCUGUCUCCUCUGUGCUGUGGUCAGAUGCUGAAGAAAUUUGCAGUGCAUCAUGGGACCACACCAUUAAAAUCUGGGAUGCUGAGACUGGAGAUCUCAAAUCUACUUUGACAGGAAACAAAGUGUUUAAUUCUCUCUCCUUCUCACCACUGUGUCGACGUCUGGCAUCAGGCAGCACUGACAGACAUAUUAGGCUAUGGGAUCCUCGCAGCAAAGAUGGCUCCUUGGUUCUGCUGUCUCUGACUUCUCACACAGGCUGGGUGACAUGUGUGAAGUGGUCACCUACCCAUGAGCAUCAGCUGAUCUCUGGAUCUCUGGACAACAUUGUGAAGCUUUGGGACACGAGGAGUUGCAAAGCUCCUCUGUAUGACUUGGCUGCUCAUGAAGACAAAGUUUUGUGUGUGGACUGGACAGAAGCAGGGUUGUUACUGAGUGGAGGUGCAGACAACAAACUGUAUUGCUACAGAUACCCAGCUACAGCCACUGAUGUUGGGGCAUGAAGGUCAACAGCCAGAAAACUUUUUUUUACAAAAAAGGAAUUUUUCAGCAGUUGCUCUCUGUUAACAUCCUUACACAAUCAACAUCUGAAGAAAUGACGAGUUUGUUGCUCAGAGAGCUGUUCCUGGUUUUAUAUUGGUAACCUAUAUCCAUAUUUGUCACAGAAAAAUAGCAAAAAAACAAAUAGGAUUCAUGUGAAGCAAAGCAAAGGGAACUUCCUCCCUUUCUGAUGGCUUUGAAUUAACAUCUUCUAAAUGACUAUUUGUAUAGCCCUUUUAAUAAGAAGUAAAUUGUUGCCGAUACUUACAGAAAAACUACUCACUGACUAAAUUAUUUUUUGAAUUUACCUGUUUUCCCCUGAAAAAAAAAUAAAGAUCUUAUCAACA